This is a messenger RNA of Mauremys mutica (yellowpond turtle), 1826 nucleotides long. RefSeq names its product proline rich 18 (gene PRR18). The coding region runs from base 208 to 921 and encodes 237 amino acids. The transcript has a single exon. The record is from RefSeq and is a predicted model, not a curated record. Lineage: Eukaryota; Metazoa; Chordata; Testudines; Geoemydidae.
CGGCCCCGCCUCCUGCUCAGCCUCGCCGCUGCGUGUCUGGCUCAUUCAUCGGGAGCCAGCGACGGAGCCUGGCGGUCCCAGCACGCUCGCGCUCUCCUAUGGAGCUGCAGUCGGGACCGAUCCGUCCGCGGGGGAUGCUCGGCCCUGCCCGGGGUGCGAUCUGCCCUGAGCCGCUGUGAGGAGCAGAGGGGGUCACCAGGUACCACCAUGUCCCUGCCGCCCAUCCUGCCUCCCCCCGCCCCGGCCGCCACCCCCGCCGCCUCCCGAGCGCAGCCCAGGAAGCCGGCAGCCCCCAGGAAGGCAGCGCCGCCGCCGCCCGCCGAGGAGAAGCCGCCGAGGAAGCCGCGCGGGGCGCCCCCGGAGCGAGCCGGUCCCUUCCCCAGCUCCUGGCCCUGCGCCUCCCUGCAGAGGCAGCAGCCGCGGCGGCCGGCCCCGGCCCCGCCACAGCCCCGCGGCCGCUCCUGCGAGAGCCUGUGCGCGGCGGCGGCGGGGCCGGAGGCGGGGGCUGGAGAGGCCGCUCUGCGCUUCUCGCUCAGCCUCCCCCCCGAGGCGGCCCUGGUGCUGCAGCGCCGCAGCCUGGAGAAGCAGCGGGGGCGGCCGAGCCCCUCCGCCGGCACCGAGCGCCUCCUGCCGGGCUCCCGGAGCAAGGCGGCCCCGGCGGCGGGGGGCUCGGCGCGGAGGGGGGCCCGGGCCGGGCCGGGGUCCAGCCCCGGGGACCUGCGCGCCCUGCUGAAGAUCUCGCUGCUGAACGAGCGGCACCGCUACGACGACGUGGAGUACGAGGAGGAGGCGGCGCCGGGGGCCGUGGCGGACGAGGGGCUGGUGCGCAAAUGCACCGAGUGGCUGCGCGGGGUGGAGAGCGCGGCCGGCCGGGACCGGGCCGACAAGCUGGAGACUCUGCCCCACCUGGGGGCCCUCUGAUCUUGGGUGGCACCUGCCCGCCCAGCCGCCCGCACCCAGGGAGCGCUCAGCCCCCGCCCCUCCUCGCAGCAAGAGCCGGGGGGGCUCCCCAGGUGAUGUGCCCCGCAGCGGGGGGGUCUCCCUCUCUCCCCAUUAACCCCCCCCCGGGAAGCUGGACAGCGCCGUAUCCUGCUCCAAAGCCUCCUCCCGUGCUCGUCUCCCCAGACUCAGCCACAGAGAGCGGAGUUUUGGUGCCGGGUUUAACCGCCCGCCCUGCUGCUAUCCCCGCCUGAGGAAACUGACUUGCGCUUUGACCCCGUGGGGGCUGGCGGCUGUUCCAGGCGCUACAUAAACGGGGAAAAAUGUAUUUAUAGCUGCUGUGUACUGUGUAUUUUCAUUCACAUCUUGUGGGGAGAGAAAAAAAGGGGGGCUGACUAAUCAGUGUUGUAUAGAUGCUUCUCCUGAUUGGCUGGGCUGCUGGAUGCUUUUUAUCUGAAAUCAGGAGACAGAGUUUCUAGCGGAUGAUGGACAGGAUGGGGAGGUGUUUGAAUGUGAUCAAAUAUGAUAUGGGCAGAAACAGAGACAAACGUUCUCAGCAAGUUAAUUUACUCUAAUGCAACAGGUGCUUCAUCUGCUAUAUUCACUUCCCUGUUUUUUUGUAGCAAAAGCUGACUCCUGACAUUUGCAAGAAUUGUUUAUGAUCUCUGGGUUAGGGUAGGGAGAGGAAGAUGGGUGAAACUUGUUAAAACUAUAGAGCCUUUAUCAGAAACUAUCACAAAAGUGUCUUUGUGUUAAACAACAAAGGGCAGUCAAGCAAAAAGGAAAACAAAACCGCUGCGCAAUACAGGCCCUCAAGACAAAGUGUUCAGUUACUGAAGGAUAAAUGUAUUGAUUUCCUUUUGAAAAUAAACUACUUUGUAAAUAGA